AUGUCUUUAACCACUGUAGCAUACAAGAAAGCUAAGGCGGAAGCUGAGGCAGAAGCUGAGGCAGAAGUUAAUACAGGAACUAAAAAAAAAGAGAAGUAUUAUUGGAGAAACAUUUUUACGAAGAGAGCACGACAUUCUAAUGUAGGAACGACAACAUCUAUCACACCGAGUAGACCACAAUCAUCAAGAAUCGCAAGACCAAUAUCAUCAUCUGCAAGAGGUAGAACUGCUUUAAGGACUGGAACUACUUCGAAAAUACCUCAAGCAAUUCCUUCUCCUAAUAGAUCACGUUCAACAACACCUGCCAUAUCAAGGUCACCUUCUUCUAGUUCUAGACCCACGACGCCCUCAUUCUCUCAAAGUGCCGAAACAAUUAAUGUUUUUAUUAAUUACAUUGAGCCGGACUACCAAGAGUGA
This is a messenger RNA of Funneliformis mosseae, 417 nucleotides long. The record is from the annotation of a GenBank genome assembly. NCBI's taxonomy places the organism in Eukaryota, Fungi, Glomeromycota, Glomeromycetes, Glomerales, Glomeraceae.